Messenger RNA from Cucurbitaria berberidis CBS 394.84, 2620 nucleotides. Its product is annotated as WD40 repeat-like protein. Gene Ontology annotation, molecular function: dynein light chain binding; dynein heavy chain binding. Bases 120 to 2252 code for a protein of 710 amino acids. Gene Ontology annotation, cellular component: cytoplasmic dynein complex. Gene Ontology annotation, biological process: transport along microtubule. The transcript has 4 exons. The record is from RefSeq and is a predicted model, not a curated record. Lineage: Eukaryota; Fungi; Ascomycota; Dothideomycetes; Pleosporales; Cucurbitariaceae.
ACGACACGCGUCUGGCUUUGCAUUGUACUUUGUUUGGUCUCUAUAUAAGAGGGCUUUGCACCAUCAACCCCGACACAACCAAGCCGCCCAUACUCCACGUCUCCGCCAUGGAAUCCACAAUGCAGCAGCGGCGCGAUGAGAUUCUUGCAAAGAAGGCUAAGCUCGCCGAGCUGAAGCGCCAGCGCGAACUGAGGAAGCAGGAGUCCGCUAGUAGGCAGUCUCUAAGUGGCAGCCCAUUGGGAGAAGUACUAUCGCCAACACCAAGGCGAAGCGAAGACCUCGACCGAAGAACCGAUGUCACCAAUCUUAUCAACAGCAUACUCGGAGAAAGCAGACCGGGCUCUACGCAACCGGGCUCGCCAGCCGGCGCAGGACGAGCAACACGACCCACAUCUGUAGUCAGUGCAGGACAGCUUAGUAGUGACAAUGAAGGAUCGUCAGGCUAUCAGGCGCCUAGUGGCAUGGUGGACCGGGAAAUGCAGACUCUGGCAAUGGGGCCACUAGCUACCGUCUACGAGUUCGAUGGCCAGGUCACAGACGAGGUCAAGACAGAAAAGGAGGUCAUCACAUACAGCAAGGGCGUGCAGGCGAGCAUAGACUGGAGUCCGCCAAGGCCGAGAGGAGCUGGGGGGAGCGACACCGAACACGAUGAGAGCCCUACACGGUCACCUAAGAGCAAGAGGCUGAGCCGGAGACAGAAAGAACGAGACGAGGAGAUCCGGGCACAGUUGCGGAAAGAGAUCGAAGACGAGAUCAAGGCCGUGCAACAAGCGCCUCCAGACGGUGCAGCACCAGCAGGCUCAGACGAGAACUUCCCAUUCAAAACGUUGACGAACGAGGAAUUGACCGCCGUCGAGAACUCGGAAGAGUUCAUCGGCUUCGUGGAAAGGAGUACCAAGGUGCUUGAGCGGGCCCUCGAUCAACAACUAGGCUACGACAUCCUAGCAGACUAUGCGCUCGGUGGCGUAGAUGUUGAUGACGAAGAUGAGGGAUACGGUUCAAGUGGAGGCAAGAAGGGUAGGCGGAUAAAAGAGAUUGCACAAUUUUGGGAUGAGAGGUGGAGUAAGAAGAGGAUGGUCUCGGACCUGGCCUUCUCGACAAAGUUUCCAGAGCUCGUCCUCGCAUCCUAUACCAAGAAUCCGUCCGCUCCACAUGAUCCAGAUGGCCUCAUUCAAGUUUGGAAUCUACAUAUGCAUGACCGACCAGAGUACAUCUUCCAUGCUCAGUCCGACAUCCUUACUGCAAAGUUCUCUCCCUUCCAUCCCAACCUCAUCAUCGGCGGUGCAUACUCAGGUCAAGUGCUGUUGUGGGAUACCCGCGCAAAGUCUGCACCAGUGCAGAAGACGCCGCUCACAGGCUCUGGUCACACUCACCCUGUCUAUUCGCUCGACAUUGUUGGUACACAGAACGCGAACAACAUCAUCUCGUGUUCAACGGACGGCGUCGUGUGCGGUUGGACGGUCGACAUGCUCUCACAACCACAGGAAUUUUUGGAACUAACCUCACCUCCACCAGCAAAGACAGACGAUAUGGCAGUGACGUGCAUCGCCUUCCCGCAAUCAGAUCCAACCUACUUCCUUGCCGGCACAGAAGAAGGCUCCAUCUACCCCUGUCACCGCUACGACCGCGCAGGCGCCAAAGCCGGCGUCGAUGGCCGCGUCAAGUACGCUGGCCACGCCGCACCCGUCAUGAGCCUCGACUUCCACCCCGCCAAAGGCCAAAUCGAUCUAGGCGACCUUGUCUUAUCGUCGAGCGUCGACUGGAGCGUUAAGCUCUGGAAAGUGCGUCCCCCUGCGGCAACUGGCGCAACCAACCCCACCACGCUCGCCGGCGGCACCCAACAAGUGCACCCGGUGCUCGACAUUGCGCGCGAAGACCUCGUCUACGACGUCCGCUGGUCCCCUACCAAGCCUUCCGUCUUUGCCUUGGUCGAUGGCGCAGGCAGCUUAGAAGUCUGGGAUCUCAACGUUGAUGUUGAGGUUCCAGUACAGUCUGUCAAGCCGAGUGAUGGGAAGAGGGGUGCGUUUGCAGGCCUGCCGAGUGGACUAGGGUACAUGAAUCGCAGUUUGAAUAAGUUGGCUUGGGAGAGGAACGAGGGUAGGCGGGUCGCGGUGGGCGGCAUGGAUGGCGUAGUGACGGUGUUUGAAGUUGGGAGUGAGCUUGGAGGUGUGGAGACCAGGGCGGAGGAGUGGAACGGUGUCAAGAGGCUGGUCAACAGGCUUGAAGGUCAUGGCGAGGUUAAUGGAAAGUGAAAUUUCAUGCGUGGGGCUUCUUCUAGAAAGCAUGGUGAUGGGCGAAGGGGAGCGGGAACAAAAGGGAGUGGUCCCUUGCAGACGGGACAGCGUUUCUGAUACGUUCGUUCAGCACGAGCAUUACCUUGGAGUUGUGCUUUUCAAUCGACAUACCCCUUUAUUGUAGCGAAUGGAUACCUGUUUUCCACAAGGUCAGUUUGGUUUUUGACAGGCACAUACCAUGCUUUCCAAGUUGCAAUCCCAUCUAGCGCUCGAGGGAAGGGGUAGUGAGUGUUGCGGUGUAGCGGUGCAUCUUCUGUAGUUCUCACUGCCCUCCGUCUAUUUGUUAUGCUUCUAUCAUUCUCUUAGAUCACAGUCAAUCAUACCAC